Messenger RNA from Aedes albopictus (Asian tiger mosquito), 1198 nucleotides. RefSeq lists its product as uncharacterized. NCBI's taxonomy places the organism in Eukaryota, Metazoa, Arthropoda, Insecta, Diptera, Culicidae. The transcript has 3 exons. The record is from RefSeq and is a predicted model, not a curated record. The coding region runs from base 398 to 793 and encodes 131 amino acids.
GUAAUGCAGGUAGUUUACCCAAACAGGUCGUCUUCGAGUGGCGCACUUGACAAUCUAAUUGAAUUCAGUGUUCUGUUCUGUUCGGUUCGUGUCGUACCAUAGGCAAGAGGGUGGUGUGUACCUGCGUGCAAAUCGUUUCGAGUCGCUUGUACGAACGCAAAGUGGAACAUAGGUUUUCUCGGAAGUGGAGAAAUAUUUGCGGAUUUUUUUUUCCGGCGUGUGAGUUUAUCCGGGUGGGAAUAUACCCUUUCGAGUGGUGGGCGGAGAUGGAUCAAGAAGAUAGUUUCGAUUAGAUAUGUGAGAGCUAUUUAACGAAUGCUGUGAAAUCGAGAUAAGUGUUCAAAAUAUUGAGGUCGCAUUUUGUUGUUAAUAAAAGUGACGAAAUCUACAAAUUAACAUGAAGAAUCACGGUAACAACAUGCACUACUUUACGGAGUCAUCCGAUGAUGAUGACGAGGAAACCCUGAUGAUCAAAAAAGUUCAGCAGGACAACAAACUGUGGGACUCCUUCCAGGAUCCGCCGGUGCAGCAGACGUCCGGCUCGGCUGCCAGUCAGGACUAUCUGAGCGUGUUCAUCAAAUGUCUCAAAGUGUUUACGUACAUUUUCGUGUUCCUGGUGACGCUGGCCGCCGCUUGCUUCUCCAAGAUGUCCUUCCUGCUGAUGACGUCCAACGUGAAGGAGGGCGUCAAAAAUAGAUACUGCGACGUGAGACCAAAGGAUGCAGCAAGGAUUUAUGUGCAACAUGACCACAAGAAAGAAAACUUAAGAAUUGCUCGGAUUCAACCCAGCUGAUCGACGCCACGACAGCAACGCUACCAGGAUGUUCUCUUCGCGGACACUUAAUCAUUAAUUGUCGAUUUCGACCGCAGGGCACCGGUAUGACCUACGUAGCCCACUCGGAUCCGAACUCUUGAACCACCUCUUGGAUAGCGUCAUAACUAGCCAUUCUCCGAGUCUAUGCCUCCGUAGCUCCAAGACGAUGUGGGCGAUAGUCGAUGACAAGAUUGUCAUGACAUAUGUACCAUAAUACCGGACCAACACAGAUAAAAAAUGCUACAUUAUAUCACCUGUAACAAAAGGACCCCGUCAUAUCACACACAUUUUUAACCAAUUUUAAAUUAACAGCUUGCUCUCAGUAUGAAGCUUGUGUUCAACAUUCCAUACAAGUAAUUGUUUAUUGUAAAAUUCAGUGAGAUG